This is a messenger RNA of Hypoxylon fragiforme, 2058 nucleotides long. RefSeq lists its product as uncharacterized. The record is from RefSeq and is a predicted model, not a curated record. The coding region runs from base 1 to 2058 and encodes 685 amino acids. The transcript is spliced from 4 exons. NCBI's taxonomy places the organism in Eukaryota, Fungi, Ascomycota, Sordariomycetes, Xylariales, Hypoxylaceae.
AUGGCGUCACCGCAAAGUCCCUCGAAGAAUCGCGCCAUGGGAGCCUAUCAUGAUUCCGUGUUGUCAUACGGGCCUCACGACCGCGACCUCGGCGCUGUUGUUUUGGGCAAUAUCAACACAAUCAAUCUCACCUGCGAUUUUCUAGACACCUUAUCUGUCAAGGCUAACGUGUUAGAGGUUAUCACAACGCCCGAUUUAUCCCCUUCUACUCUUUCAACACCGCACCAUCAACUAGCAGGGGAUCAUCCGGGCCCUUGGAAUCCCAACCGGGAGCCUUACCCUCGAGAAAAGGAGCGUCAAUCGCAAUGGCAGUCGCUCCAGUGGCUUAUCCAGAAGAUUGAUGGCUAUCACCAGGGGCUCCAAAAAUGCCGUGGUCAGGAUGUGCCAGCUGAUUUGAAGAACUGGUUGGAGAAGUACCGCUCGUCAGGGAAGGUUAGAAAAGUCGGUCUUCGCACACUAGGGGAUAUCUUGCUCAAAAACUCUCCCAUCGAUUUUGAUGCUGCUCUGUGCGCUGUAAUCGUUCUACAUGCCACCCUUAAUUUCACCAAGGGAAAUCAGUUCGAUGGAGGUGUUAAGUCUGCAUUCGCAAGGUGGAAAGACGUAAGAUCACUAACCCAGGCUAACCGAGAAGCCCUCGACUAUCUAUUCGAGCAACUAAAUAGAUCAUACGAUCUGUUGCGGCCAGACGCUCAACCAGACUGGCCUCAAACCCUUUUGAACACACGCCUUGAAGGAACUGGAACUAAGUUCACACGUCCGCCGCCUUAUUACCCGCCGGUCAUGAAUGAGACCUCUUUGUCUGACCCGCCUCCGUACGGCUCCCAGAACUACGAUAUAGACGUGAAUGGGUGGUCCUCGCCCUUACUUAGUUUCAUACCUGGUGCAGAAUAUCCGACUUCUAAUCCUCCGAACAAACCUCAACCAUCAAGUCCUUAUAUUCCAGGCGUAUCUGAAAACUUUGUGUCCUCUUCGGGGAUGGGUAUGGAAUAUAAUUUUCAGAGUUUCUCGACAUACCCCCAACCACGUAGCCCGAACCUGCCGUACAAUCCAUCCCGAUCCUAUCAUCAAUUCGAGACACCAAUAGAUAUGGCCGACUUAGGUCAAUCGAUGUCCUUCCUAAACUUUAUCAACUUCCUAAAUGACUUUGUCGAGCGCGGCGACCUACUUCAUCUUUUCUCUCACGUAGACAAGGACCCGAUCCGUUGGAUUGGCCUGCCAACUACCUACAACGCCCUAGCUGUCGGAAGCGAGUUGCUACUAAAAGCCGAACGAUCUCUCUUUAGCCCUUUAGAGAAUUCGCCAUCAAUUCAGGACCCAUUAAUACAAGCGAUGAUUUCAACCACACGAUCGUUGGCGUUGCUUGGUGGAGUGACAUCCUUGGCAAGAAUGGCAGACUAUAUGGUUCACUUGAGUAUUAACCUACUACCAAACCCCCAAUCCUAUCGCAACUUCCUACGGAUUGUGUUGUUGCAGGCUGUGCCUGGGUCUUCUAUACAGAAUAGAUAUAAACAAUUCAUAAGCAUUCGAGGCCUGAUCCAGGGGCAAAGCGCGUGUGUCGAACAGUACUUGGAUGAGAUAACAAGGGAAUUCCGCGGGGUGUAUUAUCCUGUGCACCUCUUUCGAUCACAAGGUCCUCGUCCAGGGGAUUGUCGGAUGCAACAAGCUAGACAGCCUACUCUCCCCUCUCAGACAAGCAGCAGUCAUCUCACCUCAUCCAUCGUUGACUCGUCGGAUGGGACAGCGGGGCGAAGUAUUUUCGAUCACAGCAAUACCGUACCUGGCUCUUACGACACGGCACCUUCUAUUACCAGCACGGUACAGUGCGAGUGUGGCAAGACGUACAAGGGCAAAAAUGCUGGAUCUCAUCUAUCGCGCCAUAAGCGAUCUCAUCAAAAUUCAAACACGUCAUGUCCUAUCUGUGGGAAGGUCUUCAACCACACACGUACUGACAAUAUCCGAACCCACUGUAAGAGUGUCCACGGCACAACCCUGCCUGGAAAUGGCAGAGAAUUCUGGGCCUCGCAGAUUCCGCAGCAGCCCGGACCCUCGAGCAGCUAG